ACCCAACCAAAAUCGAAGUCAAGAUUGAAGAUAAAGAAGAACUCGAAGAAUCUCGCCGCCGCCCCGCCGCCGCCGCCACCUUCAAUCCCACCGGAGCUACCUCUCUCCUCCACCACUUCAACAACUCCUCCUCCUCCGCCACCAACUCCAAAUCUCACCGCAUAGGCCUCUCCUCUUAAUCAUCAUCACUAGUUUUACCUUUUUAUUCCUGCAGUUUCUGAGAAUCUCUUAACAGAUCCAAACCCUAAUCCACCAUGGAAGUCGAGGUGAAGCUCCGCCUGCCCGAUUCCGAAACCUACAAAACCAUAAUCUCUCUCCUUUCCCCUUUCCACAUCAAAACCCACAAUCAACACAACAAUUUCUUCGACGGCGUCGACGGCCAACUCUCCGUCCACCGUGCAAUCCUCCGCCUCCGCUUCUACAACGACCAACCCACCACCAAAUGCAUCAUAUGUCUCAAAGCCAAAGCUGUACUCGUAGACGGCGUGAGUAGAGUCGAAGAAGAUGAAGAAGAGAUCGAUCCGUCAAUUGCUCAAGAAUGUUUAACCGAUCCGUCUCGAUUGGGGUCUCUAGUAGAAUCUUCAAGAAUCAUGAAAAGGGUAAAAGACGAAUUCUUUCAGGAAACUAACGAUAACGAUGGAUUAGGGUUUGUGGGUUUGGGUGGGUUUAGGAAUUUGAGGAAUGUGUAUGAGUGGAAAGGGUUGAUGAUUGAAGUGGAUGAAACAAGCUUCGAUUUCGGUACAUUAUAUGAGAUUGAAUGUGAGAGCAACGAGCCAGAGAAAGCUAAAGAAUUGAUUGAAGAAUUCUUGAAGGAGAAUGGGGUUUCUUAUUCCUAUUCAGUUGCUUCAAAGUUCGCAAUUUUUCGAUCUGGGAAGCUGCCAUAGUUAUGGCAAAUGGGACCGAGAGCACAAAGAGAUCAGUAGCAACUAUUAAUAAGUUCUGCAUGCCGGAAUGAAUUGCCCCAGACCAUGUUAUCGCAUCCGGAAGCAAUAUUAACUCUCGCCAUUCUCGAUUUCAUAUGGCAUAAAAGACGAGAUACAUUUGUUAUCAAACAAAACAUGUGUUUUCGACAUCGGUUGGUCUUUUUUCUAAGGUUUCGGAUUAUCUCCAUGAAUACUACUAAUAUUAAGGGCAUGUUAGUUUGGCAACUA
This is a messenger RNA of Cynara cardunculus var. scolymus (artichoke), 1151 nucleotides long. RefSeq names its product triphosphate tunel metalloenzyme 3-like. The transcript has 2 exons. NCBI's taxonomy places the organism in Eukaryota, Viridiplantae, Streptophyta, Magnoliopsida, Asterales, Asteraceae. Bases 255 to 884 code for a protein of 209 amino acids. The record is from RefSeq and is a predicted model, not a curated record.